Seminavis robusta is the source of this 1002-nucleotide messenger RNA. The record is from the annotation of a GenBank genome assembly. Lineage: Eukaryota; Bacillariophyta; Bacillariophyceae; Naviculales; Naviculaceae.
AUGAUACCAAGUGAUCUCCCAAGCCUUCCCCCAAGUGAUGUGCCAAGUCUUCAACCCAGUGGUUUUCCUAGCAAUUUGCCUAGUUUGUCACCCUCAACAUCUCCAUCCUUGAGUCUUCAACCUAGUGCUCAGCAAUGUUUUCUUGAUCGAUCUAGUGUUGAUGCAGCUCUACUCGAUAUUCCAACUGCCCAAGCUACCUAUGGUCCCAUCCACAGCUGGUGCUUUGAAGAAAUGUCCUUUGACGAACUUUUUUUCUUCGAUAGGACAGGUGAUGACAUGCAGACUUUCUCUCACAGCAUCACUGGAUGGGAUGUUAGCAAAAUCACUGACAUGGGGAAAAUGUUCAGGGGUGCUACAUACUUCAACCAAGACAUUUCUUCCUGGGAUACAGGAUCAGUUACUGGCAUGAAUGGCAUGUUCUAUGGAGCAGCCACCUUCAAUCAAAAUAUUGGUGGAUGGGAUCUCCGGGAAGUUGCACUUACAAAUUCCAUGUUCCGUGAAGCUACCAGCUUUAAUCAAAACAUCGGUGGCUGGACGGUGAGCAAAGUAACACACCUUCAUAACAUGUUCAGAAAUGCCGACUCCUUCGAUCAAGAUAUUUCUGGUUGGGAUGUGUCAAAGGUCACCCUCAUGUAUGCGAUGUUCCAGUAUGCAACAGCGUUCAACCAAGACAUCUCAAGUUGGGAUGUAAGCAGCGUUACAAGCAUGUUGCAAACCUUUAGCUUUGCAACAGCAUUCAACCAAAAUUUGUGUGCUUGGGGCGGAAAGGGGUCAGGGUGGACUAACACGUUUUCGGGAAGUGCUUGCACAGAACAAGGAGACCCAACAUUACAGUCUGAUGGAGUGACAUGGUCUCCUUUGUGUCAUGUCUGCCCAGUUCCGAGUGAAUCUCCCAGUACGGCACCAAGUAUGAGUCCAACACACAGCCAGUUACCAAGCAGUAUCCCCACCAUGACACCCAGCUCCUUUCCCAGCAACAUUCCAAGUACUACACCAAGUUAG